AGCCUGGUGGCGUAUUAAUAAUUAAUAUUCAUGAUCUUAAGCUUUGGCUGUAGUAUUAGUGUUCAGUCUUCAGAGAGACGACGCACUGCGCAUGUCAUUGCAAAAGAUAAACGACAACUGCAUGACCACAGAAGCGCUCCCUAAUAUUGAUCCAUUCAGGUGUAAAAAAUGGGGAAGGCUAUUUCCCACCUGCCGAAGCAUACUUGUCAUGAUGAGUGUAAGGACAGCCUGACCUCAUCGCCCGGGUACAGUGCCAUGCAGAGUGAUGACAAUAAGAACGGGGGAGACGUGUCUCAGUUCCCUUACGUGGAGUUCACUGGCCGAGACAGCGUCACCUGCCCCACAUGCCAAGGCACUGGAAGGAUCCCGCGAGGCCAAGAAAAUCAGCUGGUGGCCCUGAUCCCAUACAGCGACCAGAGGCUGAGACCAAGAAGAACCAAACUGUACGUGACCGCUUCGGUCAUCGUGUGUCUGCUGCUUUCCAGCCUGGCUGUGUUCUUCCUGUUCCCACGUUCCAUUGAUGUCGACUAUGUGGGAGUGAAGUCGGUCUACGUGUCCUAUGACAAGAGCAAACGCAUUGUGUAUCUCAAUGUCACUAACUCAUUGAAUAUUACAAACAACAACUAUUACUCGGUGGACGUGGCCAACAUCACAGCCCAGGUGCAGUUUUCCAAGACUGUGAUUGGAAAAACCCGCAUUAGCAACAUAACCACUAUUGGCCCUCUGGAUAUGAAGCAGAUUGACUACAUGGUGCCCACCACUAUUGCAGAUGAAAUGAGCUAUAUGUAUGACUACUGUACCCUGCAGAGCAUCAAAGUGCACAACAUUGUGGUUAUGAUGCAGAUAACCGUCACUACUGUGUACUUUGGCCAUGCUGAGCAGGUGUCUCAGGAGAUGUACCAGUAUGUGGAUUGUGGAGAAAACACUACUGCUCUGCAUGAGUACAGUCUGAAUACUCCUUUGGGAGGUUAGAGCUGAGCCUGAUAGUGUAACCCGUCACCCUGUCCCUCACCGCUCCACUCCAUGUGUCAUUGUUUUGGCAAAACUGGUUGAGGGUUUACUGCACUUCUGCUAGUUAACCACUAGAUGUCAGGCUGUUUUCAAUUCACAAAUGAUGCACUUUAUGGUCCAUGUUCUCCAAGCAAUAUGAACAUUGCGAGGUCUUGUAGUUCUCAUUCCAAUUCACUUUGCCAAACUGAAUCGUUUGUUAUUGUGACGGUACAAAUUGCAAUUUGACAAAGUUCCCUUUUUUCAAGCAGUAUUUAAAAUGAUGUAAUGAUGUAUUUGACGACCAAAUGUGCUUUGGGUUAUUAUAUUUAUUUCUAUAAUUUUGAACCUAAUAUUAAUUUUGGUUUCAGUGACGGGAUCAAUCUUAACCCAAAUACCCUAAAAGGAGUUUUUGCAAUGGAAAUAUUCUGGAAAAUUGGGUUACCCGAGUUGCUGUUAAUGCCUCGCGCCACAGAUUUGUUUCAAACGCAGAAGCUGCAUUACAUAAUGCUGUUUUAUAAGGGGCAUAUUUGUGAUUACUUUCAGCUACUAUGUGUGUUUCAUACAAAAGGAUCACGUGACACCAGAGGGAAUGUCACUGCAGAUAGUGCACAAGUUGGUAAAAGUAAACUGCUUUGAUCUAUUUAUUUUGUUUGCACUUUGAUAGCAUAGUUUCUCAUUGUUACAGUUUAUAAUCUGUCGAUCUCUCCAUGAGAAAAUGCCUCUAAAUGCAAACUGAUAAAGCACUAAUUAUGUAGAACAACAAUCACUGGGAUCUGAGAGCAUCCGGCUGCUUGCAUGAUAAGAGGAUAGUAUGAAAUGAUCAUUCCCAUUUCUUAUAAUGUUCAGAAUUUAAAUGCAUUUUACGGAAAUGUAGAAGUUUGCUCAUUAAAACUAGAUGUGAUGUUUAGAUUGAAAGAACCUUGAUAACAUUUUUAACAUUUCUCAGACUGGAACUUUACAUUUUUAAACAUUUUAAUCAUGUUGUAAAGGAGCUCCACAGAUUAUUUUUGCUUAAAGAUGGUCUAUUUACAUUGUGAUAGAAGUGGCUGCUAACAUGACGUGGCAUUUUUGCAGUUCAUAACAACCGCUGGCUUAAUGUACAUGUUUAUAUGUAACACUUGUGAUUUUUGAGAAAAGUGGUUUGGACUGCUUUAGAGAUACACUGAAAUGACAUGAUGCUGACUGGUUUCCAUUAAAUAAACCUGUUUGGAGUCA
Molecule: messenger RNA, 2205 nt
Organism: Labeo rohita (rohu)
Lineage: Eukaryota; Metazoa; Chordata; Actinopteri; Cypriniformes; Cyprinidae
Gene: tmem106bb
Product: transmembrane protein 106Bb
Exons: 8
Coding region: 169-972 (267 amino acids)
Source: RefSeq, a predicted model, not a curated record